GAAGUAUUUCGGGGCAAUGAAUACGAUGAAAAGUGUGAUGUUUUUAGUUGGGCUAUAAUCCUAUGGGAAGUCCUAUCUCGGAAAAUACCAUUUGGUUGGAUAAAUGAUAUUGUGUGUAUACAAUGGGCCAUACACAAUAAUGCUAGGCCACCUUUGCUAGCUAACUGUCCAAAUAUUAUAGAAAAUUUGAUGACUAAAUGUUGGGCUAAUGAUAAAGUAGCAAGACUAUCCAUGAGUGCAAUUUUGGGAAUUAUGGACCAGGUUUUUGAUUAUGUUUACGACAUUUAUCACGGAAAUAAUCAAGGUGACUUUGAAUUUAUGCUACCACUUACCUGUUUAAGUGACGCUCAAAUGGCGGCCAAAAAAUUUUCAGCUAAGCCAUAUCCAUCACCCGGUGUAUGGGAGCCGGUUAUAGGCGAUAAUAUCCCCGUAAAUGAUACUGUGGUGGGCGGGUAUGAGGCAAAUGGUGAAGCAAUUUACGUUGGCCGAGUAAUUCGGUCGCACGGAGUGUGUUACGUGUCAUGUAGCGGGGAGGAGUACAGGUAUCAACGGUACCAGGUGCUAACUAACCCGCACCACUGUGAACUAGUGUGGAUAUACGAGGCGGGUGGUAAGGUACCCAAUGGUGCUCUAGUAGGUGGUCAAGAUAUGGUGGGUGAGAAUAUGUACAUUGGUCGCGCUAACCAUAAUGGGUCCCUGGUGAUUGGCAAAGUACACCCCAGUCACCGAUGUUUGUACAUACCAUACGGCGGUUAUGAGAUUAAAUACAGUGAUUACGAAGUACUA
This is a messenger RNA of Oppiella nova, 786 nucleotides long. Lineage: Eukaryota; Metazoa; Arthropoda; Arachnida; Sarcoptiformes; Oppiidae. The record is from the annotation of a GenBank genome assembly.